GCGCCAACCCCGGCUCAGCCGGCGCGCGAGUGAGAAGAGGUGUGGGGCGGGGAGUCCGCGCGCCAGAGCGAACCUGGGGGCGCCUCUGGAGGAGGGGCCCCCGCCCCCGCCCCAGCUGGAGGAACUCCUGGAAAGCCGUGCAGUUGGGAAAGGGGCUGGGUCUCUGCCAAGGUCGCUCCCGAGUUUUUGGCAGAACCUCCCUGUGGGGGCUCCGGGUGUGGGUGGGACCUCUCUGCAUCCUGGAGCGCGGCAGCACAGACUCCGGUCCUGGGUCCGGGGCCCCAGUACCCGCGUCUGUGCAGGCCGUUGGUUCUCAGAGGUGCUUCCAGUUCCCGGCCAGGCUGAUGUGGGGCCGCUGCCCUGUGCGUGCAGGAAGGUUGUGGGCUCUUCCCAGAGUUGGGCGAGCACUUCCUCUUCCCCACGGCCUGGAAAGACAAGGUCCUGGAGGAAAUGUGGCCAGAGCGGGUGGUGGGUUGUAUUCCUGUAAAGAACUGGGCCAGAUGGGUGGUCCCAGGACCCAACUACUUCCCUUCCCUCACAGGGGCAGGGAAGUAGUGAGCGAAGCCCCCCCCCCGGGGGGGGGUCAUACUGGGAGCACCUCACUCCGUUGCACCUGGCAGAGCUGGGGCCCAGAUACUAGGGUGGAAUGAGGCUUCAUUCCCAGCAGGGGUGCUGAGAGGGUGGGCUUCUGGUAGGGGUGAUGCUGGAGUGGCUUGAGCCUCUUAAAGGGAGAGUUAAGGUGGAUUUGCCCUGGGGGGAAGGAGGCUGGGCUCCGGGAGAAAGUGGUUGAAGUGGGUUUGUGCUGCCUGGAGAGGUUGGGGCAAUCUUGCCUGUGAUGUGGGGUGGGGAGGUGUGGAGUGAGAGGUGGGGGGAAUUAAAUGCAUUUGAGGGGCAGCCUGGGCUGCAGGAGGCUUGUGACCCCUUGUGUUGGGAGGACCCAGGCAAAACACAGCCACGGAGUUGCUGUGUGACCUUGAGUGUAUGGCCUCCCUCUCUGGGCCUCUAGAUGAAGUGGUCUGUGGGGUGGGAGUGAUCCCUGCCUAGUGAAUGCCCUUCCCUGGAGGCAUCCAGGCCAGGGCCGGGCAGAGCUGGGAGCCACCGCUAGAUGGAUGCUCACUUCAAGGAGUCAGAGACUCGAGGUCCUGGGUAAGGGCCCCAGUCCAGCCUCCCUGCCACAGCCCCAGGACCCUCUGGAUGGACCUGGCUGCCAAGCUGACCCUACAUAACCUCAAUAUGGCUCACUUCCCAUAGUACCUCUGGAUCCCCCAAGGCCUAGCUGGGUGCCAAGCACACAGUCAAUACUUCAUACAUGCAGAUGGAAAGGAUGAGGGGCAGUGAAGAGCUGGACAUUUAAGGGGUGAGAGGCAGAGUUUUGGGAUUUCCUUGAGCACUACAUUUUAUGGACCCCUCAUUUGGAUGUGGAGGCAGGGAUUAAGGGACCAGGGGCCAGGCUGCCAGCACCCCUUGGGGGCCUGGUGUCCCAGGAGCUCACUCAGAUCCCAGCAGCAGGUGGGAGGGACCUUGCUCAGAGUCAUACUUGCCCAGGUAACUCUGACUCAGCUGCUUGUGCUUGUGACCCCCAGGAGCUCAUGACAGCUCUGGGCAGGUGUAGACUUGGUCUGUUGAUCGUAGACUAGGAGUCUGAGAUUAGGAGUUGGUGACCUUGGCCAGGCUAUUGAUGUUUCUGGGGCUUGGUUUCCUCACCUGUAAAAUGAACUGAGAGCUCUCUCUUGGGUGGCUGUGCUCUGUUAAUGUCGAUCCUGGCCCCGGCCCCAAGCUGCUCUCCUGGGGAUGGGUGGCAGUAGCAGCUCAGCUGGACCCUCCUCCCUGGGACUCCCAAGCAUGGGCCCUGAACUCUGAACACAGAGGCAGCUCCAGUCUGACUUUAAGGUGCCCCCGACUCCAAACUGGGCUGCUCCCCUCCCCAUCCCCCACAGUGUCACACGUCCAUAGUCUUGGGUGCCAAGCAUGCUUCAAGGUGAUGGGGUGAGGACAGCAUUGUGGGUACUUCUGCAUCUAACCCAGUGCUGGGCACUUGGGACUUGGUCAGCAGAGGCCAGAGUUUCCCACAUGAUGCAGGUGCAGCAGCCCUGCGUCUCAGUUUUCCCAUCUGAGAGAUGGGGCUGAUCAUACCUAUCUCUAGGGAAGGCCAGUCUCAGAUGGCCUGCCCAGGACUGAGAUGAGACCACCCUAGCCUCCCAGGGGUUGGGGACUGUGUCUCUGCAGCAAGCAGGAUGCGGGGGGCUCCAGGGCUGCAGGUGCCAUUGACUUACUGGCUGGCUGUGUGAUCUGGAGCAAGUCAUUUAACUGCUCUGGGCCUUGGCUACUCUAAGGGAUGUGGACCUGGGAGCUCCUGCCUGCAGACUCUGAAAUAUGGCCUGGGGCCUCCAGGGCCAGGCAGGGAGUCUUCUGCAUUGCAGAAGGGUUGUACAGUCCUCACUGUCACUGCCUCCUGGAAGCGCUCCAAGAUCUGUCUACACUAACCUCUCCACAGGUGGGGGUAUCUUCUACUGUUGCUCAGUCAGCACAUUUAUGUGUGGGCACAGACUCUCAUUAGAGUCCUGCAUGUCCUGGACUCUCCCAGCCUCUGCACGGGAUUUGUGCCCAAUAUUCCGUGGGAAGUGAAGAGGUGGGCGGGGGAGGGAGGUGCAAACUGAAGUUGAAUGUAGGGAGAAGUAGACCUAGCGAUAUUGCUGCUAGAAGCCGCCUUGUCUUGCAGACUGGAUGGAUCAGGGUGGGUGGGGUGCCCGGCACGUGAUGGGAGCUCACUACACACAUUGGAUGUCUGAGGCCUUAGACAAUUCUUCUUGGACUAAAUGUGCAGGGACAGCUCAGGCAGAUGUUAGGCAAGGACCGUGUGCCCUGCCCUGCACCUGCUAUGGAGUGAGACACACCCCCCCCCCCGCCUGCCCCCAGGCCUUGUGCUGGCUCCCAGGGGAGAGACAGGGCCGCAUUCCCUUCUCAGGGCUGGGCUGGGCUGGGCUGGGCCGGCCGGCCGCCUGGAGCAGUGGCAAAGAGGGCUGGCCCGGCCCACCUGCUUCCCAUCCGCAGGCUGUGCCUGACCUCUCCCCUCCUGCAGAUCUCCUACCAGGACUUGCCGCCCCGCCCCUGCACCUGCCUCCCUUCCGGGAGGGGUGUGGGCCCACCCUGCCUCCCGCCUGUCCCUUUGGCCCCUCUUGGCCUUGAGCUUAGGGGAUCUGGCCCAACUCCAGCCCUAACCUCAGCAAGACCCAAGACAGCUGUGUCCCAGUGCCCCUGUCCUGGGCACUCUUCCGUUGAGGUGUGUGACUCUCUUCCGGCUGCCUCUGUCAGCCCUCAGCCAGGCCCAGGCUGUGGCUGCUUCCCUGAGCUGGUGACUCCCAACAGCUGUCACCUCAUCCUGCUGCAGGACAUGCCACUUCCCAAAUGCCUCAGCCGCUCCGUUUCCCGUCCCUGCAAGACCCACUCCCAGUUCCUCAUUCUGUCGUGGGUACCACUGUUCUCAGUCAUCUUUUCCUGGGAUUGUAGUUAGCUUAAUUAGUUCUUACUAUAAUUACUUUUUUCUGCCCCCAUCAGCCGCUGGUCCUCCCAGGAUUCCCCUCAGGUCUUUGGCACCUCCGUGGGUCCCCUGUGAGCCCAGGCCCUGCCUGGCUUGGGUGGCAGUGCUGGGCGCCACCUCCAGCACCAGCACCACUGGGUGCUGUCUCAAACUUCCCCAAACCCCGUCUGCAUCCUGCUCACUUCUCUGAAACCACCAUUCAUCCCCUUUCCUCUGGGCCACAGGUCACGUGGCGUGCUGUGUCUGCUCUCCGCAUCCAGUUCCCAUCCUGCCAUGUCUUUGCUGUGUGUUCAAGCCAGUCACCAUCCCUCUCUGGGUGUCUCAUCCCGGGCUGGGGGACAUCUCCCUGCAGUGUGCUCAGGAGCCUGCAGGCGAUGACACCUGUGGACACUCCAAGCGGCGGGCUGACAGGGACGUGGCCAAGACCUUGGGAACCUGACGUACUUGUGGGUUUGGGGCUGAAGCCUUGGCUCCUCUCUGUAGGCUGAGUCUUGCUGGGCUUGCGGGCUGGUCCGAGAGUCGACACACAAACCUCUCUGGGGACCCUCUUGGUCCCAUGUGGCUGUCAGCCUCAGGGCUCUCAGGACCAGGCUGGAUGUGAGUCCAAACCCGGCCCCUGUGCUGUGGCACUGCCCCUGGGAGCUGGGUUGAGGUUUCUGCAGCCCCCUGGAGCUCGGGCCGGGGGCCCUGGGCAGUGCCCCCUCUCAGCCACUCCUUCCUGCCUGCCCCCACUUAUUUAAUGACCCCAUUGUGCCCACUAACACAGGGGCUCUUUAACUCUGGGCGAUGAUUGAACAGGGUCGUGCUGGGCACUGAUCGUGGGCAGGCUGGGCUGGGAAGGGUCGGAACUCUCAGAGAGCCACUCGGGCCCUUCUGGCCCUGGGAGCGGCCUCUGGCCAGUUCCUCCUGGCCCAGGGGCCUUACUGAGUGACUGAGGGCUUUGUGGGUAGGGACAAAAGCCCUGCCAGCCCUCGGAGGGCAGCCUGGUGGGCAAGGACAGUGAUUGCUGCAUUUUCCCUGUUGCGGGUUUCCUGUGGAAGUGACCCAGUGGCGGUUUCCUGCGGGCACUGCCUGGGCUCUAGGUGGUGGGAGCUGGCUUGGCUUCCAGAUAGGGAUAUUGGCUGCCCCGUGUACUUCUGACCUUGACCUUACUGACACCCACCCCGAGCAGGCCCCUUCCGAGGGGCGUGUGCAGCUCAUCCCAGCAGCUGGACUCCGUUUCUGCAUGGCAUGGGGCGGCAGAGGACAGGGCAGUGGACCUAGGCAGAGGACAGGGGGCGAUGUCAGGCAGAAGAACUUGACUGCUAGUCCGGCUGCCUGAGCACUGAGUUCCCCGCCACCUCAGGUGUUCAUGCUCAGGUUUUGGGGUAUCUGGUCUGGGAGGAUGAGUGUGUGCAAGAUAGAGAAUUCUGGCUUGGACUGGUCCCAAGAGGCCUGGGGGCCCUCCUUGCUCUGAAAUUUCUGAGUCACAGGAGCUGGCCUCAUAUAGCUUGGAAGUGUACGGGGCCAAGGGUCUGCAGAUUUGAGCUACCCUCCAAGCAGGGGGUGGGGAGAGGGCAUCUUCCCCUGCUGCUCCUGCCACUCUUAGCUCGGGCGUUGGGGUGUUGGUGGCUGCUGGGUGGUCCUGCUGUUCCCACAUUUCCUGCCAUUAGGACUUGACUUGGGGCUUUUGCACUGGGGGCAGGGGGAGAUGUAACGGCGACGGUGUCUCAGGCCCCCUGGACCACCAUUUAUUUCCUCCGGCUGCAGAAUUGGCCCCCAGCCCCCAGCAGAGAGCUGAAGUGAGAGCCUGUUGGGAAAAUGGUGGGGACUGUCCAGCCACACCUCCAGCUCAUGCCCUUGGGACCAGCAGGAGAGAGUUGGAGUCUUUCACUGUGGCCAGAGGCCCACACACACCACACUGGAGGACGAAGCUCAGCCCCCAUGGGAGGCGCUAGCAGCUUGGUUGUCCUAGGCCAGGGGUCUAGGCAGUGGCGGGGUGGUCCUAGCCAUGGGAAAGGCACCAGGGCUGGAAUCCUGCCCCAUGUUCUGUGCUGUCCUGCGGGUCACCCCCUGCCCCUUAGCCUGCAGUUCUCGCUCAUUCUGUCAAAGUGGGCAGCUUCCACGGUGGGGUCUGCUGCGCUCAGCCCAGCCUGAGACUACGGAUGUCCUCUCCCAGCUGAGGAAAUGGGGCUGGACUCCAGGCCUCCAGGGCACCCCUCCCCUGGGGCCUACGGUUUCAGCUGUGACACCCAGAGCCUGGGCAGGCACGUGGGUGUCUUAGCUGAAUGUGGUUGUGGGUUGAACACUUUACCCAGCACCAUGCCAGGUGACUUCUGUUUGAUUCUUAGGGUACCUCCUAUGGGAUUUUAGCCCCAUCCUACAGUUGGGGCAGCAGUGACAUUCCCAGGGGCUUGCGUACCCCAGGCCAGAGCCUGGCGUGGACCCUGGCUUGCCUGACGCUGGCCGGUGUUCUUGGCCACAGCUCCCCUAGCCCACCCCCACCCCCCUGGAAAGGUGGUUUCUGGGCCCGAGCAGAGUCUGAGAAGCCAGUUUGGGCUGGAAUUGGGUCAGGUUUCCCUGCUACAGCCAAAGAGGAGCCUCCGAGUCCCCUGGGCCCAGCAGCCCUUGAUAGUGAGGCAGAUGCACCAAUUCUGACAGUCACUCCCAUGCCACCAUCCUUCCCCUGUAGCUGGGAAGCUUUGGGCCUGGGCUGAAAACCUGACCACCUGUCCCAGCACCCUUGCAAGUCCCUUCUCUGAGCCUCUGUCCCCUCAUCUGUAGAAUGGGGAUAAUACCACGAGUGCUAUGGAGAGAGUUUUAAACCAGAUAAUGUGGCCAGAGCCCCUGUGUAGAGUCUGGCACAGUGUGAGUGCCUGGCUGCAGACCCCAGCCCAUGGGCAGCCACAGCACUGCUGGGGCAGGGGAGGGGCUGCUGUGGCCCCUCAAGCCUCAGGAGCUCCUGCCAACAAGAGCCCCCGCUCCCCAGCAAGGCUGUUAUCCCUGUGUGGCAUAGACGCUGUUGGUGGAGUGAGGGAUGUGUGUCCCCCCUGGAUCAGCAAGGCCCCAGUCUCUGCCAGGCAGGACCAUCGGGGAGCCUAAGGCCACACUCUGGGCCAGCCCCAGAGCAGAGGCCAGGCCGGGCUGGGCCACUAGACAGGGCCAUGUGAAGGGUUGGGAGUGGGGUCUCUGGGUGCUGUCCCUUUGUAUUACCAAGGGAGAAACAAGCUUGGGGGCUGCUUGGUGACCUUUCCAAGGUCCUGAGGACAAGGAGUGGGACCGGUCCCCAAACUCACACACACACCUCCUCCCCUGCUAUCCUGAGUCCCAUGAUCUCCUUGGCCUGGUCUUGCCCUGUCCUGUGCGGGCCUCUCAGCCCCCUCCCCCCACUUCCCCCACUGAUAUCAGGGCCCGGCCUCCCCCGGCCCAGCCGCUGCGGCUGAGAAGCUGCUGGCUCAGGAGCCUCCAGCUUUUGCUGAGUGAGCAAGUCCAGAGGUGCUGUCUUGGCACAAACCACCGCUGGCCGAGCCCUGUCCCUCCCUUCCCUCUCCAGGGUCUACUUCCAAGGGGGGAGCGUGGAUGGGGGCGGGAAGGGAGCACAGGCCCUGCUCUGCCUCCAGGGUCUUCCCCUUCAGGGAGGGGUGGGUCCUGAGGUCACAAGGCAGGCCAGGGAAAGCUAGGACUGCUCCCCGCCAAGUUCAGAGGGGCAGGAAGUGGGUCUGCCUUGCCCAGGCUGUUGGCAGCGUCUUCCUGCCCCGGCCCUGUCUGCCCUGGCCCCGUCCUUCCUCUCUGGUCCAGCCCCAAAGGGGUGGAAUUUGCAUUAACUGUGUCAAUGGAGGCAGCUUCCGCCUAAGUCCUGGGUGCCAAGGUUUGACACACGUCCUGAUUGUGGUAUCAACUUUGAGCGCGCCCCAGCCAGACCAGGGCCUCCCGCCGCCCCUCCCAGCCGUCCCGGUCCCCUGGAAGAGCGUGGGCCCCUGCAAAGGCCGCAGGGAGUCCCCAGGAGCUCUGGUGGAGACCUCUGCAGGGGAGGAGCCCCAAGGUGAGGAGGGGCCCGCCGCCCAGCUGGACGUGUCCCGCCUGCGCAGCUCUUCCAUGGAGAUCCGCGAGAAGGGCUCCGAGUUCCUGAAGGAGGAGCUGCACAGAGCGCAGAAGGAGCUGAAGCUGAAGGACGAGGAAUGCGAGCGUCUGUCCAAGGUGCGGGAGCAGCUGGAGCAGGAGCUGGAGGAGCUGACGGCCAGCCUGUUUGAGGAAGCCCACAAGAUGGUUCGAGAAGCCAACAUGAAGCAGGCAGCAUCAGAAAAGCAGCUGAAGGAGGCUCGGGGCAAGAUCGACAUGCUGCAGGCGGAGGUGACAGCCUUGAAGACACUGGUCAUCACAUCCACACCAGCCUCACCCAACCGCGAGCUCCACCCACAGCUGCUGAGCCCCACCAAGGCCGGGCCCCGAAAGGGCCACUCGCGCCAUAAGAGCACCAGCAGUGCCCUCUGCCCUGCCUUGUGCCCUGCUGCGGGGCACACCCUCACCCCAGACAGGGAGGGCAAAGAGCCCGGGCUGGCCCCACUGCUCUCUCUGCUUCUCUGCGUGGUCCCCAGCAAGGCGGUUCACCUCACCUACGAGCCAGCCUGGCAGCUCCUGCCUGGGCAGCCGCCCUCGGCCCCCACCUCCGCUCCCUCUCUCUCCUUUUCCCGACAGGUGGACACAACCCUGUUUGCAGAGUUCCAGGCCUGGAGGGAGUCGCCCACCCUGGACAAGACCUGCCCCUUCCUGGAAAGGGUGUACCGGGAGGACGUGGGCCCCUGCCUGGACUUCACGAUGCAGGAGCUCUCCGCGCUGGUUCGCGCUGCCGUGGAGGACAACACACUCACCAUCGAGCCUGUGGCUUCACAGACGCCGCCCACGGUGAAGGUGGCCGAGGUUGAGUGCGGCAGCGCCAACACGUGUGCCCUGAGUGGGCUGGCCCGUGUCUGCCGCCACCGCAUCCGGCUCGGGGACUCUGAGAGCCACUACUACAUCUCGCCGUCCUCCCGGGCCAGGAUCACCGCAGUGUGCAACUUCUUCACCUACAUCCGCUACAUCCAGCAAGGCCUGGUGCGGCAGGACGCGGAGCCGAUGUUCUGGGAGGUCACCAGGCUGCGGAAGGAGAUGUCACUGGCCAAGCUUGGCUUCUUCCCCCAGGAGGUUUAGGGCAUGGCCUGGCCUGGAGGGGGCUCUGAGCUGGAGCAAACACCUGCCCCAGGACAAGCAGGAAGAGAGGGAGACAGGGUCCUGGAGCCAGUCCUGAGCCGGAAGCCAAACGGAUGGACCAGUGGACAGCUAAGCCAGCACACACUGUUCUGCGACAGACCGGCCUGGACUUCAUGAGAAGACCCUUCUCUCGUCCCCACUGGGUCCUGCAACCAUCAAGAGGAUUUCAAGAAAACACCAAAGACCAAGGAGCUUGGAGCCAUACUGGGGUGGAGGUGCUUAGCUCUUGGGAAGGGACACCUGAGGCAGUCAGCACCCCCUCCCUGGUUCCUUGAGUGCCUUGUUGCUGGCAUAUUUUCAGAAAGGGACUGUGCUGGGGUGGCCAGGUAGCCAGGGCAUCCUCCACCCCAGUUCCCAAACCCUGGGCCACAAGCACCCCCUGUGGCCAUCCCACACCUCAUUCCUUAGUGACCUCUGAGAGCCACAGCAGCAGGGCCAGGAGGGUUGGCAGGGCCCCCCACCACUCGCCCAGCCAGCCUGUGCGUGGCUGGGCACUGCCCCAGGGCGUUCUGAGAUGAGUCAGGGCCCCCUUCAUAAUGGCCUCCCCUGUCACCUCCCCUCCCUCCCCCAUCCAGCCCUGUGCUCCGGGCGCCCAGCUCGCAAAACCGCUGGAGGGAUUGGUAAGACACAGGCAGGGCCUCAGGACGCCAGCGCCUGUGUUCAGCUGUGGGUGGCCGCAGACAACGGGCCUUGCAUGUGGGGCCGAGCAGGGCGGGCAGGACCCGGCCCUCCCCCACCCGCCACAGCCCCCUCAGGACCAGGGUUAGGGGCUCCGACCUGGACACAUCUCUCACCACGUCAGGAUUUCCUUCUCUGAGUGGAAUGUAACGCGAUCUCUAUUUAAUAAAGGAAGCCUUUGUUGGUAGA
Messenger RNA from Microcebus murinus (gray mouse lemur), 9631 nucleotides. The record is from RefSeq and is a predicted model, not a curated record. NCBI's taxonomy places the organism in Eukaryota, Metazoa, Chordata, Mammalia, Primates, Cheirogaleidae.